AACUGGGUGCAGUUUGGGAGGCAGGGCCCUCCCCUUGCUCAGGUGAGAGGAAGGAAGUGUUGGGGAGAGGAGGAGCUGAGCGUUCCUUCUGGCAGAGAGCAGCUCCUGGGGCUUCUGGGCUGGUUGCACCAAAGUUGAGGAGCUGCUGAGGUCCAGUAGCUGCCCAGUCUCAAACAAUGAACUAUGUGGGGCAGCUUGCUGAGACUGUCUUUGUCACGGUGAAGGAGCUAUACCGGGGUCUGAACCCUGCCACCCUGACGGGCUGCAUCGAUGUGGUCGUGGUGAGACAGCCCGAUAACUCCUUCCAGUGCUCCCCAUUUCACGUGCGCUUCGGGAAGCUGGGUGUGCUGCGCUCCAAGGAGAAGGUGGUUGACAUUGAAAUCAAUGGGGAGCCUGUGGACCUGCACAUGAAGCUGGGUGACAAUGGAGAGGCCUUCUUCGUCCAGGAGUCAGAGGAGAAUGAGGGCAGCAUCCCCUCCGGUCUCUGUACAUCCCCCAUCCCCAUGGAGGAGAGCACAGAGGAUGCUGCUCAGCCCUCUCAUGCACAGGAGACCACCAGCGUUGAAGGGACCCUGCGCAAGAAGAGGCGACGCAGGAGGAAGCCCAAGAAGAAGCAGGUUUCAGACUCAGAAUUAGGAGACUGCGAGGAGUCCAAAAGUGAGAUGUUUGUGAAGGAGCCAUGCAAGCUGCCAGCCCAUAGUGAUUCAGUGUAUUUCUCCUUUGCUGAUCUCUCCAAAGAAGAAACUGGGUCGUUGCAGUCCCCAGAGAUGCACCCUUACUCUGAUGGGGAACUGGCCUCCAUGGACAGCCCCACCCUGAGCCAUCCAUCUUCUCCCAAGAGUGACUCCGAGCUGGAGAUCAGACCACAGGAGAGUUUUGCUUCAGGGGCUGAAUCCCACAUGCAGUGGACCUGGGGAAGGCUCCCUCAGGUGAAUAAAUUGGAACGAGUUGAACCAGCCAAGUCCACAAAGACCAUUGGUACUGCAGCAACCACUGUCUCUGUGACACUGGUCCCAGUGGAUGAGGCAACCCACUUUGUUGCCACCUCUCAAGGUCUGGGAGGAGAUCCAAGCCCAGCAGGACCUCAGGGCAUACCUUGUUCCUCAGCUGUAUCUGUUGUUGAGCCAAAACCUGCAACCCAGGAUCGGAAUGACCUCCCCAGGCUGAAGGACAUCCCCGCUGUGGGGGCAGAGAGCUCAUUGGAGGCCUCCUCAGCCCCACAAGAGAAACAGGAGGGAGGUGGAAGUGUUAUGCCAGAGGUGCAGCCAGAUGUGGAGCCCUUUGAGGGAGCUGCUGCUCUGAGGCAGGUGGACUCAGAGGACCCUGAGCCCCAGCUGGAAAUCCAGAGAAGACAAGGUUCCAUCAAAAGAAGUCCUCACCUGGGUCCCAGUGACAUUUAUCUAGAAGACCUCUCCAACAUGGACAAGGAACAGGUGGCUCUCUAUUUCCCCAGGAGUGACACGGAGCAGAGCUCAAAGCCUGUGGCAGACCCCAGCAAUCCUCUGUGUGUCCAGCUGCCACCUGAUUUGCCCACCGAGAUCCCCAUGGAUUCUGACUCUGAUUUGAUGCCUGCAAUUGCCCUGUCGCUGUGUGGAGGCCUGGGGGGCAGCAGACAGAUCUCUCAUGAGAAGUUCAUAGAGCACAUGAUCUCCUACCAGCAGUUUGCUGAGAAUCCAGGACUCAUCUAUGACCCAAACCUGGUGAUACUGAUCAACAAGAAGUAUUACAACUGGGCAGUGGCUGCUCCCAUGGUCCUGUCCCUGCAGGCUUUCCAGAGGAACAUUCCUGAGAGCACCAUCAACCAGCUGGUAAAGGAGAAGAUGCCCAAGAAAGGCAGCAGGUGGUGGUUCUCCUGGAGGAGGAAAGAAUUCCAAGCAGACGAGGUCUUUGCAGUGCAGCUGAGGCCAGGGAAAGCCAACGUAGAAAUGCUACAGCCCAGCUCUGCUCAGCAGGGGCAGGAGGGGGCAUCAUCCAGUGAUGAUGAGCCCCUGCACCAUGGGGACAUGUUAGCAGUGGACACUCCUGCACAGAAAUCUCUGCCAACUUACAAGAAAUCCUUGCGGCUCUCCUCCGAACAAAUCGGAAGGCUGAACCUGCAGGAUGGCCCCAACGAGGUGGCAUUCAGCGUAACAACUCAGUACCAGGGCACAUGCCGCUGUGAGGCUACUAUCUACCUGUGGAACUGGGAUGACAAGGUGGUGAUCUCAGACAUCGAUGGCACCAUCACCAAGUCAGAUGCUCUUGGCCACAUUUUGCCACAUCUGGGAAAAGACUGGACUCAUCAUGGGAUUGCUAAACUCUUCCACAAAAUCCACCUGAACGGCUACAAGUUCCUCUACUGCUCGGCCAGAGCCAUCGGCAUGGCACACAUCACCAAAGGCUACCUCAAAUGGGUCAACGAGCAAGGCUGUGCCCUCCCCAGGGGCCCCAUCCUGCUUGCCCCUAGCAGCCUCUUCUCUGCCUUCCACAGGGAGGUGAUUGAGAAGAAGCCAGAGGUGUUCAAGAUCGCCUGCCUGAUGGACAUCCAAAAGCUGUUUGCUGCGAAGCUGCCCUUCUACGCAGCCUUUGGGAACAGAGCCAGCGAUGUCUACGCUUACAAGCAAGUGGGCCUGCCGGAGAGCCGCAUAUUCACAGUCAACCCCAAGGGAGAGCUGAUCCAGGAGCUCACAAAGAACCACAAGUCUACAUACGAGCGGCUGUCAGAGCUGGUGGAGCUGAUCUUCCCUCCCCUGGGGCAGAGCGGGAGUGUUGCUCUGGUGUGUCCAGAGUACAGUCACUUUGCUUACUGGAGGCCUCCGUUGCCUGCUGUUGACUUGGGUGUCUUCUCCUGACCCCGUUACCUGUGGAGGCCUGUCCCAGGGCUCUCCCGUACAUCCUCUGCCAGGACUGGAUCCUCCAGGUGCAUCUCCUCUUCCCUGGUUGCUGCUCAGGCAUUUUGCACUUCUAAUGCAGUUCAUGUUCUGUACUAGGAACACCCCUUCUCUGAAACCAAAGGGGGAUAAGAGGGGGUUCUGACUCUACAAAAACUCCAUUUACUAAAUGGAAAUUUCUAUGAGAUGGGUCUUUUCUCAGUGCUCGUAACACCUUUAAAGCCUGGCUCUUCUUUAAAGGUGGGGAUGGGUCACGGUCUUAUUUAUUGAUGAGCCUCUGGCAUAGCUAUUUCUACCUCCAGUCUGUCCAGUGUUCCUAGACAGUCCAGCUACCUCCAGUUUGGUAGCCAUUGGAGUGAAGCUGUCCCAUGGUUUAACAACUCAUUAAGGUGGAUGGAAGCUGUUUGGGGUUUUGAGUUUUCUUCACUACUAUUAAUUAACAGCAAUAACUAAUAAACAGUGCCUUAAUCCAG
This is a messenger RNA of Columba livia (rock pigeon), 3343 nucleotides long. It is a transcript of the gene LPIN3, whose product is annotated as lipin 3. NCBI's taxonomy places the organism in Eukaryota, Metazoa, Chordata, Aves, Columbiformes, Columbidae. Gene Ontology annotation, molecular function: phosphatidate phosphatase activity; transcription coactivator activity. Gene Ontology annotation, cellular component: nucleus. Gene Ontology annotation, biological process: triglyceride biosynthetic process; positive regulation of transcription by RNA polymerase II; cellular response to insulin stimulus. Bases 177 to 2831 code for a protein of 884 amino acids. The transcript is spliced from 20 exons. The record is from RefSeq and is a predicted model, not a curated record.